CCUAUCGGGAACUAAUGCAAGAUACCUAUGGUUACACUACCGAUAGGAAAAAAACUGCGGGGGACGGGAAGAUAAAUUAGAAGUAUGACGUUACGCUCCUGCAUAUAAAUACUACUUCGCCUGUUCCUGAAAGCAAACGGAAAUUUAAAUAUGCAGGAAGCAGACAACCAGGGGCAGGUACCUAGGUAAUUGAUUGAUAACAUAUAAAGAGGUACCUAAGGUAGUUUUUUUCUUCUUCUUCUUGGAAAAUGCCACCUCCAAAAACGUUACAGGCUUUUUUGGCUACAGCUCGAGCUGCUUUAACGGCUCCUCCAUCCAAAGGCCCGAAGCCGUUGCACUUCGUCGUGGGCAACGAAUCAGCUGAUCUCGACUCACUAUGCUCGGCGCUCUUCCUGGCUUACAUUAGAACGCACUCUCCGCCGCAUACUCUGCACAUCCCGCUCUGCCACCUCCCCCGCGACGACCUCUCGCUGCGGCCGGAAUUCGCCGCCGUGCUGAAAUACGCCGCCGUCACGCCCGACGACCUGCUGACGCUGUCCGAGCUGCCGCCCACCGGGGCCAAUGGCUUGGAGCCCGAGGACACCCACUGGCUGCUUGUCGACCACAACGUCAUGACGGGCGAGCUCGGCCGGAGAUUCGGGAAUAGGGUUGUCGGGUGCAUCGACCACCACGACGACGAGGGGAAGGUGCCGGCUGAUGCCACGCCCCGCGUUAUCGAAAAGUGCGGUAGCUGCAUGAGCUUGAUCGUGGAGCAAUGCGGCGAGGCGUGGGAGGCGCUGGCGAAGCGUGAGGACGACAGCAGUAGCAGCAGCAGCGGCAAUGUCAAUAGUAAUGGCAAUGUCAAUGGCAGUCAAGACGCUCUCCGGGUAAAUUCGCAGCUGGCGUAUCUCGCCCUCGCGCCGAUCCUCGUCGACACCCUGAACCUGGGUAACAAGGACAAGACGACGGCGCACGACGAGCGGGCCGUGGAAAUCGCGGAAGCCCAUGUGCGGGCGGGGUCCGAUGAGGGUGGUGAUGGUGGCGGAUACGACCGCGGGGCGUUCUUCGCCGAGGUGGAGGCCCUUAAGGAGGACGUCUCCUACAUGUCGUUCCGGGACAUCUUCCGCAAGGACUACAAGGAGUGGGACGUAGGGGGCGAAGGCGGCAGCGGCCUGAAGCUGGGCACGUCGUCGGCGCCGAUAUCGUUCGCGUCCCUGGCGCGCAAGGCGGGCGACGAGGGGAAGUUCGCCGAGGAGCUGCGGAGGUGGUGCGAAGAGAAGGACAUGGACGUCAUGGUGCUGCUGACGACGUCGAAGGACGGCGACGACGACGGCGGCAGCGGGGAGUUCAGACGGGAGCUGCUGGUAUGGGCGAGGGGUGGGGAGCGGGUUGUGGGUGCCGUGAAGGCGUUUGUGGAGAAUGGCGGGAAGGAGAAGUUGGGUUUGGACACGUGGGGAGAGGGGAAGUUAGAUUUGGAGGAUGACAAAGAUGGCUGGAGGCGCUGCUGGACGCAGGCGAAGGUCGAGUAUAGUCGGAAGCAGAUCGCGCCUAUGUUGAGAGAAGCGUUGAAGGGGGUUAAGAAGGGAUAGAGUAGAGAGAUAAUGGCGUGUUAAGAAGGAGGGGGUAGAAGUCUCGAAAAAGACAUGUAUUAGAAAGAUUAAUCAUUGGGGACGUAUGAGUUAGCAUUGGCAUUUUAUACCUUAGGUACCUAUCUAGAUUAGCUAUUUUAACCAUUGUGACUUCA
Daldinia caldariorum is the source of this 1723-nucleotide messenger RNA. RefSeq names its product DHH phosphoesterase. The record is from RefSeq and is a predicted model, not a curated record. The transcript is spliced from 2 exons. Gene Ontology annotation, molecular function: exopolyphosphatase activity. Gene Ontology annotation, cellular component: cytoplasm. The coding region runs from base 249 to 1568 and encodes 439 amino acids. Lineage: Eukaryota; Fungi; Ascomycota; Sordariomycetes; Xylariales; Hypoxylaceae.